UGUAUCCUACGAGCUAAUGUUAGGCUAGUUAGAUGUAGCUGUAGAUAUUUGUCAUCUUACGCAGCUGUAGAAUGGACAUCACAAACGCGAUUGUUGGGAAACAUUAACAAUACUUGGCGGUGACAUUAUUAUUCGGCAUUGCUGUUGUCGUCGACGUCCCGCCCUGUAAUAGUUUUAAUCAUCAGCUGUCCCGUGUGUUAGCCGGUUAGCCUCCUCAGCUGGUUUCCUCAUCUGGCAUUUUGGACACGUCAAGGUUCCUCAAAUUUACAUCUUGAUUUUGUGGGGGUGUGAUGUCAGAACCGAAGUCCCCCACUCCUGCUGGUGACACAUACAAAGGAUGGGUCUUCAAGUGGACAAAUUACAUCAAGGGUUAUCAGCGGAGGUGGUUUGUCCUGAGCAAUGGACUUUUGUCAUAUUACAGGACCCAGGCAGAGAUGGGCCACACAUGCCGGGGCACGAUCAACUUGGCUACUGCAACAAUCACUGUGGAUGACGCCUGCAAUUUCGUCAUAUCAAAUGGCGGGGCUCAGACGUAUCACUUGAAGGCGAGCUGCGAGGUGGAACGUCAACGAUGGAUCACUGCCCUGGAGCUGGCUAAAGCAAAAGCCGCCCGCAUGCAGGCUGAGUCAGAUGACUCGGGCGAUGAUUUUCCUCCAUCAUCCCCAUCAGCGGCGCCUGGGCAAGGUGGAGGGUCACAAAAUACCGAAGUCCAGUCUGCUCUCCGGACUCUGGGCAGCAAAGUAGAAGAUCUCAGCACAUGCAAUGACCUGAUCUCAAAGCACGGCUCUGCCCUCCAGAGGUCUUUAUCUGAACUGGACAGUUUGUGUCUGACUGGAGAGGCUGGGGAUAAGAUUCGUCAGGUGACAGAAAGGGCGACGCUGUUCCGCAUCACUUCUAAUGCCAUGAUUAAUGCGUGCAGAGACUUCCUGGCCUUGGCUCAGGCUCACAGCAAGAGAUGGCAGAAAGCCUUGCAGGCGGAACGGGACCAGAGAGUAAGGCUGGAGGAGACUUUAGAGCAGCUGGCGAAGCAGCACAAUCACCUGGAGCGAGCAUUCAGAGGGGCUGCACAGGCGAAUGCAAGCACAGAUAACAAAAAUCCAUUGCAGUCGUUGUAUGGAGGUGCUGCUGGGCCAGGAAAAGGCGAGGCCAGCGAUGAGGAUGAUGACAACGAGUUCUUUGAUGCCAUGGAGGAAGCUCCUGAAUUUAUUACUGUACCUGCUGACCCUCAGUUCCACAAAAGGUCAAGCAGUAAUGUCAGUGGUCUCAACAGUGAAAUGUGCCCAGAUGAUCAAUCGCUUAAUGAGGAGCCGCUGACGAUGAACCAGGAGUCCCCCUCUAUGGAGUUGGUCCCCUUGAAAAAGAGGCGGACACGUAUCCCAGACAAACCCAACUACUCUCUGAACCUCUGGAGCAUCAUGAAGAACUGCAUCGGCAAAGAGCUGUCCAAGAUCCCCAUGCCUGUAAACUUCAAUGAGCCAAUCUCCAUGCUGCAGCGGUUGUCAGAAGACCUUGAAUAUCACGAGCUGCUGGAUAAGGCCUCAAAGUGCCAAAACUCUCUGGAACAGAUGUGCUAUGUCGCAGCGUUCUGCAUAUCUGCCUACUCCACCACCGUUUACCGCACAGGAAAACCCUUCAACCCUCUGCUGGGAGAGACGUACGAGCUGGACCGCCGGAGAGAGAGCGGCUAUCGGUCCCUCUGUGAGCAGGUGAGUCACCAUCCUCCUGCUGCGGCUCAUCAUGUGAUAUCUGAUCGCGGCUGGACCCUGAGACAGGAAAUCACUGUUGCCAGCAAGUUCAGGGGAAAAUACCUGUCCAUUAUGCCUUUAGGCACAAUUCACGCAAUCUUUGAAAAGGGCAACAAUCACUACACGUGGAAGAAAGUUACCACCACAGUGCACAACAUCAUCGUAGGAAAACUAUGGAUCGAUCAGUCGGGGGAGAUUGACGUAGUGAACCACACCACAGGAGACCGCUGCCACUUGAAGUUUGCUCCUUACAGCUACUUCUCUCGAGAUGUAGCCAGAAAGGUAACGGGCGUGGUGAUGGACAAGGACGGAAAGGCUCACUAUGUGCUCUCAGGCACGUGGGAUGAAAAGAUGGAGUUUUCCAGGGUGAUGCAGAGCAGUCGAGGAGGAGAAAACGGCACAGAGGGCAAACAGAAGACCGUCUAUCAAACCCUCAAAGCCAGAGAGGUGUGGAGGAGAAACCCUCUACCUGACGGAGCAGAAACCAUGUACUACUUCACUACGCUGGCUAUGACCCUGAACGAGCCCGAGGAAGGCGUGGCGCCCACCGACAGCCGGCGCAGGCCCGACCAGCGUUUAAUGGAGGACGGCCGCUGGGAUGAAGCCAAUGCCGAAAAGCAGCGUCUGGAGGAGAAGCAGCGCAUUGCCAGGCGUGAACGAGAGCGGGAGGCCGUGAACCAACGCACCUCCAGUCAAUCAGAAGAAGCUGUCGAUGAGGAUUCUCUUUCAGAUCCUUCAUUGAAAAGCGCUCCUCACGACAACUACAACGCACUUUGGUUUGACCGCGGUGAGGACCAGAUCACAGGUGAGCAAAUCCACGUCUAUAAGGGAGGCUACUGGGAAGCUAAGGAUCAAGGCGGCUGGGAGGGCUGCCCGGACAUAUUUUGACAUCGUCAUUGACUUGACAAAGUGCCCUGAAGAGACUGACCAUCACAGCUGCCAGGUGGAGGGCUGCGCAAAGCCCCGCUUGUCCCCUUACUUGGAUGGCUGUUUCCCCUUUCAGCGGCUCUCUGUUCUAAGAGAUCUCCCAGACUGUCACUGCUGUAGAUGAAGGGUGAGGUUGGUUUUUUUUGUUUUUUUUUAACCCCCCCCUCCCACCCUCCACUUUCCGUGUAACAUCUCCGUGGGUCCACUGUCGCCAUCUAUGAAGACUGGAAUCAAAAUGUGUGUCUUUUCGGUUCCGAGUUCGGUCAGCACAAGGAGGGAAUAGAGUAGAUCACUCGCUGAGCGUCAACCCAAGUUUGCUCAGUCUGGAUCAGGAGCAGAAGAGCUUUUGAGCAGAUGUGUGAUAAUGUAGUGUCCCUACUAUCAUCUACAGUGCAGUCUUCUUCGAUAAUAACUCUAAAAGGGGGUAAAAUCUAAGUAAUAUAUAUACACUUAUAGAUAAAUAUGAUUAAAAUGAUCUUUAAAAUGUCAACUGGUGGCCUUUAAAAUAUUAGCAAGAUAAUUUUUUUUUUUAUCUCUGAUUUUUUUUUUUUUGUCUUAAUGUAAUUAAGUGAAGGUUCUAGUGUGCUUGUGAGUGUAACGAUUAUCUGUUCUUCCAUCAUUUAACAACACAGCCGCUGUGCUCUACAGCGUGCUUAAUAAAAGACUCAAUCGUCCAGGAUACUGGUUCACCAUCCACACUAUCACAUUUAGUAGUUAGUUCUCUCUCUCAACAUGAAGGCCUAACAGAAAAUUGAUGAUAAAAGUUACUCUUCAGCCUUAAAAACGAGCAAACUUGCUCUAACUUGUGUGGAUAAAAUCCUUAACAUUUAUAGGUGGUUUCAAGUACAAAGCUGUUUUGAAGGAAGGGAAGCGCCGAUUUGGUAAAAUGGGAAAAAAAAAAGUUUUAUUGAACAGCUGUAAAUGAAAUGACUCUUUUUCACAGUGUUUUGCCAAUAGAGUAACGUUAUUAGAUUGCAAUAAGAAUGGUUUAACACACAGCCACAGAUGAUUGGUGUACAAGGUGAGAUGAGCGAGGAAAACAAACUGUAAUUGCCGUGGUGAACGAGUGCAAACGUGCCACUGUAUGUCUGCAGAGUUCAUGCAUAUGCAAGUACGAUUUGACAUCAAAAACAUAAAAUAAAGGUGUAUGCGUGUGACUGUGUGUGUGUGUGCGCAUUUCAUAAUUUUGUUUGUAAGUGUACUUAAAAAUGAAGAAUAAAGAAAAGAAUUUAAAAGCGUUGCAAAUAACUAUGAUUUUAUAAAUGUAUAGAAAUGAUAGUAUCUGUAACUGUAUUGUAGUUUUUUUUUGUUUUUUUUUUUUCUUCUCAUAUUUUGGUUCCUCUUGUAAUGUUGCAGGACUUCAUUUUCACAAAAAAAGGGAGUUCAUGUACUUGACUCAGACAUGACAUUUCUCAGUAUUUUGUAUUAACGCAGAAAAAAGGAAUCUGUAAUAAAUG
Messenger RNA from Cololabis saira (Pacific saury), 4129 nucleotides. RefSeq names its product oxysterol-binding protein 1-like. Gene Ontology annotation, molecular function: sterol binding. The record is from RefSeq and is a predicted model, not a curated record. NCBI's taxonomy places the organism in Eukaryota, Metazoa, Chordata, Actinopteri, Beloniformes, Belonidae. Gene Ontology annotation, cellular component: membrane; cytosol; intracellular membrane-bounded organelle. The transcript is spliced from 18 exons. Bases 291 to 2633 code for a protein of 780 amino acids.